This is a messenger RNA of Talaromyces proteolyticus, 1219 nucleotides long. RefSeq names its product ankyrin repeat-containing domain protein. The transcript has 2 exons. The record is from RefSeq and is a predicted model, not a curated record. Gene Ontology annotation, molecular function: protein binding. NCBI's taxonomy places the organism in Eukaryota, Fungi, Ascomycota, Eurotiomycetes, Eurotiales, Trichocomaceae. The coding region runs from base 1 to 1041 and encodes 346 amino acids.
AUGAGUGUCUCUUCCGUCGGCCGGCCCAAUAAUUCCAACAAAUGCUAUCUUCUAUCGCUUCCAAAUGAGCUAUUGCAUCUCAUAUCCAAUCACCUUGGUGCCAAAGAAGUAACACGAAUGAUUACGACAUGCAGAUGCCUGUUUGCGGUCCUCGACACGUACCUCUAUCGUCGUAUUGCUGUCAUUCCUACCACCGGCUACAAUAAUGAUCUUACUCGCUGUGUACUCAAAGCUUCUGAGGGAAAUAAGCCAGACAUUCUCUCAAAGCUUCUCGCAUUAGGGGCAAACUUUGGGUUAUAUAAGGGCUACUACUCAGGCUACCACUAUCAUGGUUAUACCUCCUACCCUUUGAGACGCGCGGCUGAACUUGGUCAUGUAUCAAUCGUUGAGCUUCUAAUUAGUGGUGGAAUGCCCAUCAACCUUGGAGAAGGGGAGUACUGUGGAGCUUCUGCGCUGAUGGGUGCCAUACGACAGAAUCAAAUUGAAGUGAUCAGGUUGUUGAUCAGUCAUCGUGCCAACCUUGUCCCUUAUGGACCCUACCGACAUAAUCUCCCAUUGGCGAUUGCUGCUUCUCAUGGGUUCAAAGAUGCAGUAGAACUACUACUCCAUAAAUUAAAGGCCGGCGACUACCCUAGCAAGACCAUUCGCAGCCAUUGCCGGGAGGCGUUCUAUAUUUCACUAUGUCACGGUUAUUUCGAAAUCCUGAAAUUUCUUCUCGACGGUGGACUCGAUCCUAAUUUUGCAAGGGGCCACAGUAGCAUGCUUUAUCAUGCUGUAAACAGAUCUCGUGGCCCGAUCGUGGAACUCCUCUUGAAACACGGUGCAACGGCCAGAGACAACGAUCCUCUGUUGAUGAUGGCUUGCCGGAAUAAAAGCUUCGACGUGGCAGAGAUUUUGCUCAAAGCCAAAUUGAGCCGGAAGUAUUUAAAGUGGGAGCUCGAAUGGGCCAUCCAUAUGGCGGAAACCGCGGAUCGUGCCGAUGUCGCAAAACUUGUACGCCAGUUGCUUCGAAGACAGUCGCGAAUGAAAAAUCAGAAAUAGGUGGUAACCAGGCAAAACACCUCCUCAGCAGCAGGCGACGAAAUGAUUCUUCGGAAUGAAGUCUAAUUAUUGCUAUUAGGACUACUUAUUCUAACAGCUCUCAGCAUGGUGAACCAACAAGGGACUUUACACUAUACUUUUUACAACGAACAAUACAAUUCAUGCAACUUGGCAUGAU